Molecule: messenger RNA, 639 nt
Organism: Spea bombifrons (plains spadefoot toad)
Lineage: Eukaryota; Metazoa; Chordata; Amphibia; Anura; Pelobatidae
Exons: 1
Coding region: 1-639 (212 amino acids)
Source: RefSeq, a predicted model, not a curated record
AUGCCCAGCGUAAAGAAACCUUUCAAGAUGGUGCCUAGUGUAAAGAAACCUUUCACGGUGAUGCUCAGUGUAAAGAAACCUUUCAAGAUGAUGCUCAGUGUAAAGAAACCUUUCAUGAUGGUGCUCAGUGUAAAGAAACCUUUCAUGAUGGUGCCCAGUGUAAAGAAACCUUUCAUGAUGGUGCCCAGUGUAAAGAAACCUUUCAUGAUGGUGCCCAGUGUAAAGAAACCUUUCACGGUGAUGCUCAGUGUAAAGAAACCUUUCAAGAUGGUGCCCAGUGUAAAGAAACCUUUCACAGUGAUGCUCAGUGUAAAGAAACCUUUCAAGAUGAUGCUCAGUGUAAAGAAACCUUUCAUGAUGGUGCCCAGUGUAAAGAAACCUUUCAUGAUGGUGCCCAGUGUAAAGAAACCUUUCAUGAUGGUGCCUAGUGUAAAGAAACCUUUCACGGUGAUGCUCAGUGUAAAGAAACCUUUCAAGAUGAUGCUCAGUGUAAAGAAACCUUUCAUGAUGGUGCCUAGUGUAAAGAAACCUUUCAUGAUGGUGCCUAGUGUAAAGAAACCUUUCAUGAUGGUGCCCAGUGUAAAGAAACCUUUCAUGAUGGUGCCCAGUGUAAAGAAACCUUUUCAUGAUGGUGCCUAG